AUUACACCCGUGAGAAGCCUCCGCCUCUACUUUUGUUUAGAACAGGAUUCCGUUUCGGUUCUGUACUGCGUUACGCGUUUCAACUACGGAGUAUCGAUGGGUCGGCUCCUUCCGAUCGUUUAAUUAACACUUUCACGACCUUUCAUCGCGAUCCACUUUUCAGUCUUCCUCGUUAGAGAACGGAUCGCGUUUCCGACUAGUUACCCGAUACGGAUCUCACCUUUCUUGUCUUGAAUUUUAAUUCUCCCUCACGUCCAGCGCGGCUCUUCAGAGAUUGAAAAUCGUACAACGAUUAAUUCAAACAAUUCAUGAUUUAUCGUAUUAUUUUAUCAUUGAAUAUAAUUCGUGACGUCAGAGAUUUUAACAUGCGUCAAUACAUUGAAUUCUACCUGCACCGAGGAUUGCAUUACGUGUUGCAAGGAACGAAACGAGGCUCGAUCAGGUUUCAGUUGUCCGAACGUGCGUUAUAAACUAUUUGUAUGUAUGUUAUAAAUGAAGAACGCGAGGUGGCACAAUGUCACGCAGCGAUAACGCAAACAAGUCAACAAGCAGCUUGUCCAACGGCAUGGUCAAUGUCAACAAGCGACUCCGUGGCGUCGAGAUUCCGCACGAUCAGCUGUAACGCGUGUUCUGGAUACGUGAGUGAUUACCAUAUCAAACGUGCCGAGAGGUUCCCGCGGAAUCCCUUAAAAACGGGACCGGGUCUAGAGAUCGUCACAAUUGGAGUAAAACGAUCAAUCGAGUCACUUGUGAGACACGAGAGAGAGAGAAAAAUGCGUCCGAUCGCUUGUUACACGAUUCUCCUGCUGUGCCUGGCGGUGAGCCAUGCCGCGUCUACGGCUAGGCUCGAGAAGACUCUGAAGAACGAACUCGAAGAGAGCCUGCACGGCGAAGACAAGAGCAGAGCCAAGAAGUCUACGUACACGUCCUCGUCUGGGAACCUGAAGCUUCAGUCUAGCAGUAAUCUGCAAGGCCAGUCCUUCUCAGAAUCUGAAGGUUUCCAAACUGUCAACAUGCAAGGAGGAUCUCCUCAACUACAGACGAUCGUCAGUCAACCAGUUUUGCAAGGAGGAGUACAGAGUUACAGUUUGCCGUCAUCCAUUCGGACGUACAAACUACGACCAGGUCCUCAAGUUUACGGCUUCCAGUCGCCUGCUGAGACUAUCAGCGUCCAGCAGCCCAGCAAGACUGUCAACAUGCAGUCCUCGAUACCUUUGCAAGUCGUCAACUAUCAACAACCUCCCCAAACUGUAAGCAUCCGAAAGCCGACUCUUUCUUACGGUCUCCAAGUCCCGUCGCAAAUAAUCAGCGACCAAUCCGUUCAGCAACCUCUUCAGAUCCUAAACGCUCCUUCUCAGCAACUGCAAACCGUCCAAUCCUACAGUGUUCAACAAUCGAAACCGAUUCAAGUUCUGAGCGUGCCGACCUCGCAGCCGGCUCAGACUUACAACUUCCAAUCCUCUUCUCAAACGUUCGGAGUUCGGCCAGCUGUUCAAAGACCGAUACAAGUUCUGAGCCUCCCGCAAAAAGUUCAAACUGAAACCUUCAGCAUCCAAUCUCAGCCACAAGUUCAGACCUUGAGCUUCCAAUCCGGCUCGCAACCUGUGAGCUUCCAAUCCGGCUCACAACCUGUGAGCUUCCAAUCAGGCUCGCAACCUGUGAGCUUCCAAAUUCCGCAAGUAGUGCAAUCAAGUCCUAUUGAAACGCUGAGCAUUCAACAGAAGCCAGGUCAGACUUUCAACAUCCAAUCGCAACCGUACGAAACCGUCAGCAUCCAACAAUCACCUUCACAAUUAUCGGAAACCGUGAAGGUAAUCGAUACUCAACCUUGCUAGGGUCCGAUUCGAAUUUCUCUGGGCCCCCAAUCUGGCGAUAACGUGGACAUAAUCGAACCUAUCUCCGACCAAACCAAAGUGAACAUCGACCAA
Ceratina calcarata is the source of this 1928-nucleotide messenger RNA. RefSeq lists its product as uncharacterized. The record is from RefSeq and is a predicted model, not a curated record. NCBI's taxonomy places the organism in Eukaryota, Metazoa, Arthropoda, Insecta, Hymenoptera, Apidae. The transcript has a single exon. Bases 480 to 1835 code for a protein of 451 amino acids.